UGACGUCAGAUCGGGCACUGUGUUCCCACGUGAGCGCCGCAGCGCGUGUGCUGAGAGAUGAUCUGAUUCAGUAAAUACAGGAAUAUUACCUCCCGGUUUAUAUCAGAUUUACCGCGCAGGGUUCAGCCUGGAAACUGCAGCAGCGCGCGGGGUACAGCCUGUCUACUGAUACUGAGUUUAGUGUUUAGGGUUAGUUAUAGUGUUAGUGUCGGGUGUUCAGUGUAACUGAUAUUAAAUAGUAAAGUGUGAGCUGUUGUGUUCCUCCUGCUGCUGCUCAGGGCUUCUGAUCCGGUUCAGAUCAGCAUGGCGACGGUUCGGAAGAAGGUGGAUAACCGGAUCCGGGUGCAGAUCGAGAACGGAGUGGCGCUUCAUCACCGCAGCCUGUUUGUGGUGGUGGGAGAUCAUGGUCGAGAUCAGGUUGUCAUCCUGCACCAUAUGCUGUCCAAAGCUACAGUGCGAGCAAGACCAUCAGUCCUUUGGUGUUAUAAGAAAGAGCUUGGCUUUAGCAGUAAUCGUAAGAAGAGGAUGCGACAGCUGCAGAAAAAGAUAAAAACAGGCACGCUGAACCUGAAGCAAGACGAUCCCUUCGAGCUUUUUAUUGCUGCCACCAACAUCCGCUACUGCUACUACAACGAAACCCACAAAAUCCUUGGCAACACAUACGGCAUGUGUGUUCUUCAGGAUUUUGAGGCUUUGACUCCUAACCUCCUGGCGAGAACUGUGGAGACAGUGGAAGGUGGAGGCAUUGUGGUGAUUUUGUUGAGGACCAUGAACUCACUGAAGCAGCUCUAUACAAUGACCAUGGAUGUUCAUUCCCGCUACCGGACUGAGGCCCAUCAGGACGUUGUUGGACGGUUUAAUGAAAGGUUUAUCUUGUCCCUGUCCUCCUGUCAGACCUGCGUUGUUAUCGAUGACCAACUGAAUGUUCUGCCGAUCUCCAAGCACAUUGCAAAUGUCAAACCUGUCCCACCUAAAAAUCAGGAGGAGGGUCAGUCGUCAGGGGAGCAGGAGCUGCAGGACCUGAAGGAAUCGCUGCAGGACACUCAACCCGUGGGUGUUCUAGUGGACUGCUGCAAAACCAUGGACCAGGCAAAAGCUGUGCUAAAGUUCAUUGAAGCGAUAUCUGAAAAGACUCUGAGAAGCACUGUCGCCCUCACUGCUGCCAGAGGCCGGGGCAAGUCUGCAGCUCUGGGGCUGGCUGUGGCCGGAGCUGUGGCCUUCGGAUAUUCCAACAUCUUUGUUACGUCGCCCAGCCCAGACAAUCUGCACACAUUGUUUGAGUUCAUAUUCAAAGGCUUUGAUGCCCUGCAGUAUCAGGAACAUCUGGAUUAUGAAAUUAUCCAGUCUUUAAACCCCGAGUUUAAUAAAGCUGUGGUCAGAGUCAACAUAUUUAAGGAACAUCGACAGACCAUUCAGUACAUCCACCCCGCUGACGCAGUGAAGUUGGGUCAGGCCGAGCUGGUGGUGAUUGAUGAGGCUGCUGCCAUCCCGCUGCCCCUGGUGAAGAAACUGCUCGGCCCUUACCUGGUGUUCAUGGCCUCUACAAUCAACGGGUAUGAGGGCACGGGACGUUCGCUUUCUCUUAAGCUGAUUCAGCAGCUCAGGCAGCAAAGCGCCGACAGCCAGCAGAGUCUCUCCGCUGAAAACAGAACAACCAGCACAGCCAGACUGGCAGCAGCACGUUCCCUCCAUGAGGUGUCUCUCAGUGAGUCCAUCCGCUACGCUCCAGGAGACCCUGUAGAAAAGUGGCUGAAUGAACUGCUGUGUCUGGACUGUCUGAGUGUUCCUCACAUCAUCUCCGGCUGCCCCCUGCCUGAAACCUGUGACCUGUACUACGUUAACAGAGACACUUUAUUCUGUUACCACAAAGCGUCCGAGGCCUUCCUCCAGCGGCUUAUGGCCCUCUAUGUAGCUUCUCACUACAAGAACUCCCCCAAUGACCUGCAGCUGCUCUCAGACGCUCCAGCUCACCACCUCUUCUGCCUGCUCCCUCCUGUUUCACCCACACACAACUCUUUACCGGAGGUCUUAGCAGUUGUGCAGGUGUGUCUGGAGGGAGAGAUUUCCCGCCAGUCAAUCCUCAACAGCUUAUCCAGAGGGAAAAAAGCAUCCGGAGACCUGAUCCCGUGGACUGUGUCUGAGCAGUUUCAGGACGCAGAGUUUGGAGGCCUCUCGGGGGGGAGGGUGGUCCGAAUUGCAGUGAACCCUGACUACCAGGGGAUGGGUUAUGGAAGCCGUGCCCUGCAGCUGCUGGAGCUUUACUAUAAGGGACAGUUUCCUGUAUUAGAUGAGAGGGAACGGCCGACCGCCAGUAAAAUCACCUCUGUUAGUAGCGAGGCCGUCAGUCUGCUGGAGGAGGUGGUGUCUCCGCGGACGGAUCUGCCCCCGCUCCUGUUGAAGCUGAGCGAGAGGACAGCAGAGCGGCUGGACUACCUGGGCGUGUCGUAUGGUCUGACACCACAGCUGCUCAAGUUUUGGAAGAAAGCUGGAUUUGUUCCUGUUUACUUAAGACAAACUCCAAAUGACCUGACGGGGGAGCACUCCUGCGUGAUGUUAAAGGAGCUGAACACAGAGGAUUCAGAGGGACAGUGGCUGCCUGCCUUCUGGAAAGAUUUUCGUCGGCGGUUUCUGUCACUACUUUCGUACCAGUUCAGCACCUUUAGUUCUCCUUUAGCCCUGAACAUUCUACAAAACAAGAAAAUCAAGGACGACAGCCCAGCAGCACUCAACAGUGGGGAGUUAGCUGCCCAGUUUACACCGUAUGAUCUGAAGCGUUUGGAAAUGUACUCGAGGAACAUGGUUGACUAUCAUCUCAUCAUGGACAUGGUCCCUGCCGUCGCCCGAAUGUUCUUUCUCAAACAGCUGGGCGAUAUCUCCCUCUCUGCAGCUCAGUCUGCUCUGCUCCUGGGUGUUGGGCUGCAGCACAAGACUGUAGAUGACCUGGAGAAGGAGAUUGAGCUGCCCAGCUCUCAGCUCAUGGGACUGUUCAAUCGCCUCAUUCGCAAGGUGGUACAGUUUCUAAACACACUCCAGGAAAAGGCAGUAGAGGCACAGAUGGUUGCAAUCAAAGACAUUAACCUGGAACCAACUAUUCGUCCACUGCAUGAAGAUCUGGAGGAGGCAGCUAAAGAAUUUCAGGAGAAACACAAAAAGGACAUGGAGAAGAUUAAGGAUAUGGAUCUCUCUCAGUACAUGAUCCGAGGAGACGAUGAAGAAUGGGACCAAGUGCUGAAGAAAGCAGGGCAUACAGCUAUCGUGAGCAUAAAGAGUGACAAGAAGAGGAAAUCAGAGGGCACAAAUAAAGAGCAAUGGCAAAGCAAGAAGCUGAAGAAGAACAAAGACAAAAGCGGAAAAUUUGGAAAGAAAGCUUAACUGUUGGACAAAAUUCUGAUCCGCCUGAUGGACUAUGUUUUCAUCUUCAACUUUUUCAUCUGUAAAAUCAAUACCUGAUCUGAGACUAGAUUAUGUAAAUCCACUUCAGUUUCGCCAUGUGUUUUAAUCAAAUGUAAAUGAAGUGCAGAACAUAUGUACUGAUAAAGGUUUUCUUAAAUGCUAAAAUCAAAGAGAUUUUUUUUUCCUGUUUUAGAGCUACUUUAACACCUUAACUUUGUGCAUCAUUUUGACCAGUGUACUGGACUACAUUCUCUACUGUGAGUGAAUAAAACCUUUUCACGGUA
This is a messenger RNA of Astyanax mexicanus (Mexican tetra), 3677 nucleotides long. RefSeq names its product N-acetyltransferase 10 (gene nat10). Gene Ontology annotation, cellular component: nucleolus; 90S preribosome. The transcript is spliced from 28 exons. Gene Ontology annotation, molecular function: 18S rRNA cytidine N-acetyltransferase activity; tRNA binding; ATP binding. The coding region runs from base 304 to 3372 and encodes 1022 amino acids. Gene Ontology annotation, biological process: rRNA acetylation involved in maturation of SSU-rRNA. NCBI's taxonomy places the organism in Eukaryota, Metazoa, Chordata, Actinopteri, Characiformes, Acestrorhamphidae. The record is from RefSeq and is a predicted model, not a curated record.